AUGGGCCCGCACCGCCCGAGACGCAAGCCCGAAACACCAAGGAGGCGCCCCGUAAGCCCGGCUCCCGCCGCCCGCCGGCCGGCCCGGUCCUUAGGCACGUCCUCCCGUCCACUUGCUCGCCGGGGACGUGGAAUCCUGAAGGAGAUCCGAACUCUUCAGAAGACCACCCACCUGCUGUUAAGAAAGACCCCCUUCUGCCGCCUGGCAAGAGAAAUAUGUGUUCAAUUCACUCGUGGUGUGGACUUCAAUUGGCAAGCCCAGGCCCUGUUGGCCCUACAAGAGGCGGCAGAAGCAUUUCUAGUUCAUCUCUUCGAGGAUGCCUAUCUCCUCUCCUUACACGCCGGCCGCGUCACGCUCUUCCCCAAGGAUGUGCAGCUGGCCCGGAGGAUCCGAGGCAUUCAGGAAGGGCUUGGCUGA
Molecule: messenger RNA, 417 nt
Organism: Budorcas taxicolor (takin)
Lineage: Eukaryota; Metazoa; Chordata; Mammalia; Artiodactyla; Bovidae
Gene: CENPA
Product: centromere protein A
Exons: 4
Coding region: 1-417 (138 amino acids)
Cellular component (GO): nucleosome
Molecular function (GO): DNA binding; structural constituent of chromatin; protein heterodimerization activity
Source: RefSeq, a predicted model, not a curated record